This is a messenger RNA of Striga asiatica, 1434 nucleotides long. NCBI's taxonomy places the organism in Eukaryota, Viridiplantae, Streptophyta, Magnoliopsida, Lamiales, Orobanchaceae. The record is from the annotation of a GenBank genome assembly.
GACAAAGGAGAUCUCGAGCAGAAAUAGCUACCAAUGGCAUCGAGUCGGAGCUCCGAAAUCCGGAAAGAUGCGGUUCACAACCAAUGGGUGAUAUUCUCUCCGGCCAGGGCCCGUCGGCCAACGGAUUUCAAGGCCAAGCCCGACUCGAACCCAGACGCGAAAACCCAGACGGAGUGCCCCUUCUGCGCCGGCCACGAGCACGAGUGCGCGCCGGAGAUAUUCCGAUUUCCACCAGAGUCUACAUCGGACUGGUCAAUUCGGGUUAUCCAGAACCUCUACCCUGCGGUCAAUCGCGAAUUGCAACCACCGGAUAUUGAAUGCAGAAGAGGUCCGGUGACGGCUGCCGGUUUCGGGUUUCACGAUGUAGUGAUCGAGUCCCCAUCUCACGCCGUACACCUAACGGAUCUUCCCCCGGCUCGGAUGGCAGAUGUUUUACUGGCUUAUAAGAAGAGGAUCAACCAGCUUCGAGCUUUGGAUUCCAUUAAAUAUGUUCAGGUUUUCAAAAAUCAUGGUGCCUCGGCUGGUGCAUCAAUGAGCCACUCACACAGUCAAAUAAUGGGACUUCCAGUUAUUCCUCCCUCAGCUUCUGCAAGAAUUCAGAGUAUGAGAGAACAUUUUGAUGAAACUGGGAAAUGUGGCCUCUGCCAAGUUAGACAGGAUGAUUUACUAAUUGAUGAGUCCACACACUUUAUAUCCGUUGUGCCUUACGCUGCCAAGUUUCCUUUUGAAAUUUGGAUAGUUCCACGUGUUCACUCUACUCAUUUUCAUGACAUCGAUCAUGAUGAGGCGUUCGACCUCGGGGGUCUCUUGAAACUUAUGCUUGUGAAGGUAUCUUUGCAGUUGAACAACGCGCCUUAUAAUCUCAUGCUUCACACUGCCCCAUUACAAAUUGAGUCUACGCAACUGCCUUUUAGUCAUUGGUUUAUACAGAUAGUUCCCCAACUAACAGUAGUGGGGGGAUUUGAGUUGGGAACUGGGUGCUACAUAAACCCUGUUCUCCCUGAGGAUGCUGCUAAAGUCUUGCGGGAAGUAACUAUUCCUAAUUAGACAUACAAAAGGCAUUCAAAAUCUGAUGAAUUUUGGAAAAUCUUGAUACCUUAGCUGGAUAUCAAACUGUGGACGAAUAAAUUAGAAUUAUUUGGUUUAUACCUCUCAUAUGUCCUUUACACUGAAGUUAUGCUUGUUCGAUUCUCUAUACUGUUGUAGUGUAUUUAGGUUCCAUUUGGGUUUGCAUCAUAUGAGUAUAUGGGUUCCAUUGAGUAUUGACCUAUAAUGCUAUGUUAGGGAAUGAAGCAUGUGUUGUGGUCAAAUUCCCCAAGUUUAUGAGAAUGUUAUUUCUUUUGAUUAAUUACCAAUCUGUGAUUGACGGAAAUCCAUUUGAGGGUACUGGUAUCGUAUUCAUUAGUUGAAGCCAUAAUUUUUUAUGUUGCCAAG